AUGAAAAAUUUUCCUAAUAAUUUUGAAACAGGGAUCAACAUAAAAAAAAAUGAAGAAUUCAUGAUGACUCACCAAAAACAAAAUAGGAAUAAUUUUGUCACAUCAAACACUAACAAUUAUACAAUCACUAACAAUAAUAAUAUUACCAAUAGCGGAUUAAUUAAUAGGGACAAAGAUAUUUUCGUAGAAAGCCUUGUCGCAACUAUAAUUGAAACAAUUUGGUGUAAUUUUCCCGUAGUUACUACUGCACAGAUAAUUCCAUUACAUAACAAAAAUAUCGACCCGGCAACUUGUGGUCGCCGGAUGUUUUUAGCAUCGUUGAUAAUCGCAUCUAAAUAUUUGCAAGAUAAAAAUUAUUCAAAUACCGCUUGGUCUAAAAUUUGUGGUUUGCAGACUAGUAGUAAUAUGGAUGCUCAUAGUUUUGAAAAUCCCAAUUUGUCGACUGUUUUAACAGCACCACCAAUGAUUAUAAUGUCUCGGUCUAAAGAAUGUCAUGUAAGAGUUUUAGUUGAUAAAGGUCAAGCUUUUGAUAAAACUGCACACCUUAACAAACGUUUAACCAGCGAUAGAAAUUCAACACCAAAAUAUUCUAAUUGA
Messenger RNA from Entrophospora sp. SA101, 597 nucleotides. The record is from the annotation of a GenBank genome assembly. NCBI's taxonomy places the organism in Eukaryota, Fungi, Glomeromycota, Glomeromycetes, Entrophosporales, Entrophosporaceae.